GUCGAUUUUGGGACAGUGCUCCCUAACCUCACUUUUUUCCGCGCGAGAAAAAUUAUCAGAAUUUCUUAUUUUUUGAGGAUUUUUUUUUACAUUUUCCAAGUUUUAUUAAAGAAACAAGAUAAAAGAAAAAGUGAAGAAUAGUUUUUAGAAAUAUAUUCAAAGUGUCGGGGUUUUGUUUGUAUGAUUUCGCAAAUGUUCGUCAUAUGAAUCGGUACUUGCUCAAUAUUUCCUAUUUAGGAACUAAUUUCCGAGGCCUCCAGAAGACUAUCAACAGGAAGAAUCCUCUGCCACUGGACAACACAACAGUUCAAUCUGCCUUAGAAUUUGCCCUUCAACGUCUGCGUCCUGUGAAUGAGAUUGAAGUGGUCCCCUCCAGUCGGACAGACAGUGGAGUUCAUGCCCUUCAUUCGACAGUUCAUGUGGAUCUUCAGCGUCCCAAUGGCAAGCCAUAUGACCAGGACCACAUCACAGCACUUUUAAAUCAAUCCUUCAAGCGAGAUGACAUCUUCAUCAGGAUUCUGAAUACAAGGCGAGUUCCGGAUACCUUUCACUGCCGCUACAGUGCCAAAUCUAGGUCCUAUCUCUAUCGUGUGGCAAUUGCUAAGGAUUUCCGCGUGGCUGAGAAGCUACAGAGCCGUGCUGGGAGGCUGAGUUUCAUCCCAAUUGAAGAGCUCAACCGAUGCCUCUUUGUUCCAAAUCCAUCUCUGGACAUCGAGAAGGCAAAGGAAGCAGCAAAGCAGAUUCAAGGCUUCCACGAUUUCCGAACUUUUAUGUCCACAUCGAGAGACAACAAGAGGGAUCAUCCAUUCUUUGCCCUGAGAGAGAUUAAAGAGAUCUCCAUCAGUCCAGGAAAGCCCCUGACAACCCAAGAAAAUUCCUCGCAUGCCCAGGAACUGUACAAUUUCUACGACAUUCGUUUUCUGGGACGUUCUUUUGUCUACCGGCAAGUUAGAAGAAUUGUAGCGACUCUGCUGGCCGUUGGGGAGGGUAAACUGACCCAGAAGGAUGUGUAUGAGAUGCUAACCAUUCCCAGUAAGCACACUUGGCCAUCAUCUGUUCAAAUCGUCCCUCCGUACGGACUCUAUCUCACAAAAGUCACGUACAACGAAGAGGACUUCCUGUUCCCGGAAAAUGAGUCUCCUGGAGAAGAUUCAAGCACGCCGGCAAAAUCUUCGCUCCUGUGACACUCUAGUCACCUUUGCAGAUGGUUCGCAGGUGAUUGAACGGGCGUCUGAGGUGAUAGCUACCGGAAAAUCAUCAUUUGGCUUUGUUGUUGACACAAAACCCGAUCCAGAAGCUGCAGAAAUCCUCCCAGGCUGGCUCUACCUCGGCUCCCAGGACGCUGUGGAGAUGAAGCAACUGAUUAAAUUAGGUAUCACGCAUGUGCUGAGCGUAGGGAUCGAAUGCCCAAUCUUCCUGCCCCAUCCCAUUGAGAAUCUUCACAUUGCAUGCCUAGAUGUUCCGGAAAGCCCCCUUUCUGGUGCCCUCCGGGAAGCCAGGGAGUUUAUCAAUGAUGCGAGGCAAUCUGGACGCGUUCUAGUCCACUGCAAUGCAGGAAUAUCAAGAUCAACAGCCAUUAUCAUUGGCUAUUUGAUCCUGGAAGAUGGAAUACCCUUCACUGAAGCCCUGGAAAUGGUCAGAACCAAGAGACCUGCUGCCAAGCCCAACCCUGGCUUUGUAAAACAACUCCAGGAGCUCUCCAUUAAAAUUCUAGGUCACUGAACUGAAUAGUCUUAUAGUAAAUAAAUAGAAAGAAAA
Molecule: messenger RNA, 1758 nt
Organism: Phlebotomus papatasi
Lineage: Eukaryota; Metazoa; Arthropoda; Insecta; Diptera; Psychodidae
Product: tRNA pseudouridine synthase-like 1
Exons: 3
Coding region: 204-1184 (326 amino acids)
Biological process (GO): tRNA pseudouridine synthesis
Molecular function (GO): pseudouridine synthase activity; RNA binding
Source: RefSeq, a predicted model, not a curated record